Messenger RNA from Tauraco erythrolophus (red-crested turaco), 1426 nucleotides. Lineage: Eukaryota; Metazoa; Chordata; Aves; Musophagiformes; Musophagidae. The record is from RefSeq and is a predicted model, not a curated record.
GUGGAGCAGGGAAGCAUUGGACUGAGGAGGAGGUUAAAGCCUUGUUAGGCAUCUGGUCAGAAAAAAAUAUCAGAAAUCAACUCCACGGCACCCUGAGGAAUAAAGGAAUAUUUAUCUACAUUGCUAAAAGGUUGCAGGAGUUAGGAGUUUGCAGGGACUGGAAACAGUGCCGUGCAAAGUAUAAAAAUCUCAAGUAUGAAUACAGAACGGUUAAAUAUGCCCACAACUCUGGGGAUGUCACUAAAACCAUGAAGUUUUUCCAUGAUCUGGAUGCCAUAUUGCGAUACGAACCUGUCACACAAUUAGCGGCAGAAGAAAACGGCAGGGGGAUCUGCGACCGGGACGCAGCCGAACACGAGCCCCACCACAGAGAGCACGCAAGAAAUCCUUGAAGGUGAGGAGGACUUUGCCAACUCCACCCCAGGAGCUCUGGAAGCUACACAAAUAAAGAAGGAGACAAUUGACAUAGAUGAUGAUUCUAUAAGCAGUACCUCAGAAGACAGACCUUGUACGCCAGUAGCAAAAUGGAUAGUCGGGACAGAAAAUCACAUUCCCUUAGAAGAAACGCAAAAUCACUUUAAAGUUAUUACAGUUAAUGAUACUGGAGCAGGAAAACACUGGAGUGAUAAUGAAGUCAGAGCUCUGAUAAACAUAUGGUCAGAUAAAAAGAUACAACAAAUGCUUGAAGGGGCCACAAGAAAUAAAGAAAUAUUUGAGGAAAUUGCCAGGAGGUUAAUGAAACGUGGUAUAGACAGAGACUGGAAACAAUGUCGCACAAAGUACAAGAACCUAAAAUACGAAUACCGUGCACUGCAGAAGGAAAAUGAGCAUCUUGGUAAUCCCAGGAGAAAAAUGAGAUUUUACGAUGAAGUCGACUGUAUCUUGAGAAGACAGCCUCUGGGUCCCUCAAGCUGGGGAUGUGAAAGUUCAAGUCUCCUAUCAGUUGCAGUGGGAGAUGUUACAGCAAAAACAGGAUCCUUGGGUAUCAAGAGAAAAACAGGGAAUGAUGAGGUGUCACCUGUUCCACUUAAGAAAAAUGCUUCUGAAAACACCAUAUUCCACUUCCAAAAACUGUUAACAGAGAGAGUGCACACAGUAACAGAAGGCGAAAAGUUACUGUUAGAAAGGCUUUGUAAGCAGGAAGAAAUGCAAGACCUCAACAGAACACAGCAGUAUGCUGAUCCAUCAGCCAUACAACAGGUUGGUUUAAUGAACUUAUAUGAAAUUAGCAUGCAAUGAGAUUCUCUCAGAUAGUAAGAAAAUAGACUUACUUGUGAGUGUAGGUCACCUACAUGAGUACCUGGUUGCUCCCCUUUAAUAUAUUCACCUUCAGUCAUUUAAACUAAAACAAGGUAUGAGUUACCAUCAUAAUUCUUAACUAUGAGCUUUUAGCAGUGACAUCAGUUAGUCUAAGAAAAGAUAUAAC